AUGUCAAAAACUGAGCUGAAAAGGUUACAGACACAAGUUGAAAAUGUUGGAAAAAUCAAUAACAUAACGUCAGGGAUGAAUGUGGAAGGUGGACACGGCGGCGUGGCCAUACCGCCGGCUAAGCCAUUCUUGAAGUGGCUCAAGUACUCUCUCAAGGAGACUUUCUUUCCCGAUGAUCCCCUGAGGCAGUUCCAGAACCAGCCUCCUUCUAAAAGGUUCCUGCUCGCCCUUCAAUAUUUCUUCCCCAUCUUCCAGUGGGCUCCUCGCUACACUCUCCACUUCCUCAAAUCUGACCUCAUCGCCGGCAUUACCAUCGCCAGCUUGGCUAUUCCUCAGGGCAUCAGCUACGCCAAGCUCGCCAACCUCCCUCCCAUUCUUGGCCUCUAUUCGAGCUUCCUACCGCCAUUGAUUUAUGCCAUGAUGGGAAGCUCGAGGGAUUUGGCAGUAGGAACCGUGGCCGUCGGAUCGCUUCUCAUGGCUUCAAUGUUGGGCAGUGUCGUUGAUCACAACGGCAACCCAAAGCUUUUUCUCCACCUCGCCUUCACUGCUACUUUCUUCGCCGGCAUUUUUCAGGCUGCGCUGGGCCUCUUUAGGUUAGGGUUUAUCGUGGAUUUUCUGUCACAUGCAACCAUAAUAGGGUUCAUGGGAGGAGCAGCGACGGUGGUAUGCCUGCAACAGCUAAAAUCCAUUCUGGGGCUGGAGCAUUUCACGCACGACGCCGAUCUCGUCUCCGUGAUGCGAUCCGUUUUCACCCAAACGCGUGAGUGGAGGUGGGAAAGCGCCGCGUUAGGAAGCUGUUUCAUUUUCUUCCUCCUCAUCACCAGAUUCUUCAGCAAAAGACAACCAAAAUUCUUCUGGGUGUCAGCAAUGGCGCCGUUGACGACCGUUAUCUUUGGAAGCAUCCUGGUUUACUUCACUCAUGCGGAGAAACACGGCGUUCAAGUGAUAGGAGACUUGAAGAAGGGGCUAAAUCCAGGUUCCCUCACAAAUCUGGUAUUCGAGGCGCCUUAUAUGAGCACUGCUAUUAAGACUGGCCUUGUCACUGGCAUCAUAGCUCUUGCGGAAGGAAUAGCAGUAGGAAGAAGCUUUGCAAUGUACAAGAAUUACCACAUUGAUGGCAACAAAGAGAUGAUAGCUAUUGGGACCAUGAACAUAGUUGGUUCCUUCGCUUCUUGCUACCUCACCACCGGGCCAUUUUCACGUUCAGCUGUGAACUAUAAUGCUGGAUGCAAGACUGCAGCAUCGAAUAUAGUAAUGGCAAUAGUGGUUAUGUUGACGUUGUUAUUCCUGACACCCUUGUUCCAUUACACUCCCCUGGUGGUUCUAUCAGCUAUCAUAGUGUCAGCAAUGCUCGGACUUAUAGACUACCAAGCAGCCAUCCAUCUCUAUAAGAUUGACAAAUGUGAUUUUCUAGUGUGCAUGAGUGCCUACAUUGGAGUCGUCUUUUGCAGCGUUGAAAUUGGACUUGUCAUAGCGGUUGCAAUAUCUGUACUUAGGGUACUUCUCUUUGUUGCAAGGCCAAGGACAUCUGUUUUGGGCAACAUUCCAAAUUCUGCAGUAUAUAGGAACGUUGAACAAUAUCCAAAUGCAAUCCACGUUCCUGGAAUUCUAAUUCUCGAGAUUGAUGCACCUAUAUACUUUGCUAAUGCAAGCUAUUUGAGAGAGAGGAUCACAAGGUGGAUUGAUGAAGAGGAAGACAGGAUUAAAAGUACAGAGGAGACAAGCUUGCGGUAUGUUAUAAUCGAUAUGACUGCCGUUGCGAACAUCGACACUAGUGGAAUAAGCAUGCUUGAAGAGAUCAAGAAGAUUGUAGAUAGAAGAGGACUUCAGCUUGUUCUGGUCAACCCCGGAGGCGAGGUGAUGAAGAAAUUAAACAAAGCCAAGUUGAUAGAGGAGAUAGGGCAGAAAUGGAUACAUCUAACAGUAGAAGAAGCAGUAGAAGCAUGCAACUACAUGCUUCACACAAACAAAACCAACCCCACGAAGAAUGAAUCAGAGGGUUGGAACAAUGUGUGAAAGAUGCGUGCAUGGGUGUACUAAUUUCUGAAGCUAACAG
Molecule: messenger RNA, 2056 nt
Organism: Neltuma alba
Lineage: Eukaryota; Viridiplantae; Streptophyta; Magnoliopsida; Fabales; Fabaceae
Product: sulfate transporter 3.1
Exons: 13
Coding region: 1-2016 (671 amino acids)
Biological process (GO): sulfate transmembrane transport
Cellular component (GO): membrane
Molecular function (GO): secondary active sulfate transmembrane transporter activity
Source: RefSeq, a predicted model, not a curated record